This is a messenger RNA of Closterium sp. NIES-65, 696 nucleotides long. NCBI's taxonomy places the organism in Eukaryota, Viridiplantae, Streptophyta, Zygnematophyceae, Desmidiales, Closteriaceae. The record is from the annotation of a GenBank genome assembly.
AUGUCGACUAUGAAGAUGAAGACGACCCACAAGCAGAGAGACACGGCGGAGAAGUUCCGAAAGGCGCAGGAGGCGUACGGCGUCGCUGAUCAGGAGGAGAGCUUCUACAUCACGUCCACGAGCCUGGGCAAGGACGGGCAUUUCCCAAGGCAGUGCACGGGCGACGGGUCCGUGCAGCACCACGAUCUGUCGCCCGCCCUUGAGUGGCACGACGUGCCCGAGGGCACGGAGACGCUCGCCAUUGUGAUGGAGGACAUCGACGCGCCGGACCCGGAGGCGCCCAUCGUUCCCUUCACGCACUGGUCAGUGCAGCCUUUCAUCCAUGAUGCUCAUCCCGAUGGCCUUGCAGGGCUGCCGGCGGGGUUUUCAACCAAGGACCAUGCCAAUGACCCAAAAUACGAGGGCGUACAGGAAGGCGUGAACGACUUCAAGCUGCCGCACUACCGCGGGCCCAACCCGCCCACUGGCACGCACCGCUACGACAUCGCUGUGUACGCGCUGGACUGCCGUAUCCACAUGGGCAAGAUCACCAAGGAGAAGCUGCAGGAGGCAAUGGAGGGGCACGUGCUGGGGGAGGCCCACCUGGUGGGGACAUACAGCAAGGAGAAGUUCCCAUCAGGCUAUGACCAGAGUGUGAUUGCUCCUCAGGUGAAGGAGCAGCCGUUUGGUCACUCCCAGCAUGCCCUGGGAAGAUAG